UGGAAAAAAAAUAGAUUCUACUGUUAUGAAACAUUCGUGUGCAUCGUCGGAAGGCGUCGUCAACAUCCUAGACCCAUCUGAAGGUGUAGUGCCUUGUGUGAAUUAUGCUGACAUUGUGCCUUAGGCCACGGAGACAUGGAAAGCAAGGAGAGCACCCAGAGAGACUUGGCACACAAAUCUUUGGAUGUUCCCCUUCCUUCCCCCAUCUACAAGUUAAUGCAAAAACCUCACAGAAUACUUGGCUUUGCCCUUUGCUACACCCUGACGUGUUUCAUAUUUCUCAGCCUGUACUACGAUGGCACCUCCAGGGUAGCCACAUCAAACCAGGUCAAAGCACUCCUAACCAACAACAUAACCGUUCACUCGCCCGGGCCACCCAAAGAAGCCCAUCGAAAUGUCUCGCGAGAGAUCCUCCAGCUGCAGGACACGGCGGAGCAGCUGCAGCGGCAGAUCGAGCGUCAGACCGCAGAGCGCCCUCGCCCCAAGAAGUUUGACUGGCGAGAGGUGGUCAAGAGGGAUAUCUUCAAGGAGAAGAAGAAGCUGUUGUCUUCGAAUGACUACAGGCAUUUUGCGAACAAUAAGAGUCUCUCAUACCACUGUAAACGAUGUGCAAUAGUUUCCAGCUCCGGGCAGCUCCUCGGGAGAGGGGCGGGCCGCGAAAUUGAUAGCAACGAGUGCGUGAUACGCAUGAACGAUGCGCCCACCAAGGGCUUUGAACAGGACGUAGGAACAAAGACUUCAGUCCGUGUUAUAGGACACAGGAACCUGGGGCACAUGUUUGCCAACCAGGAUGAACUCCACGAUAAGAUGUUUUCUAAUCAUUCGACGGAGAAGGUCUUCGUCCACUGGUCUUACUUGACGGACAUUGACGCCGACAAGGUGGAGGAGUACGCCCUCGUUUUGAAACUCAUGGAGAAAUACCCCAAAGUGGACUUUGUGAUGUUCACGCCGCAAAAAAUGAAAUUUGCCGAAAAGCUCUUCCAUCAUGAAACAGAAUUAACAAGGAGACAAGCAAGAACGUGGUUGUCGACAGGGUGGUAUACAAUGUUGCUUGCCAUGGAUGUUUGCGAUGAAAUCAAUGUCUAUGGUAUGGUCAGUGAGGAUUAUUGCAAGGAGCAUCCGAAUGAAAAGGUGCCUUAUCACUACUACGAUCCUUCCUCAAAGGCUGAGUGUGCAUACUACCAUACAAGCGAGGUCAGGCUAUCCAGCGGUCAUCUAUUCAUCACAGAGAAAGCGGUCUUUGCCCGCUGGUCAAGCAUCUACAACAUCCGCUUCCAUUACCCCAAUUGGACUCCGAGACCGUACAGCGUCAGUGACGCGCUUAGAACUCCUUUCCUCUUGCGCUACCAUAUAGCAAACAAUCGACUCUUUGCAAAGUUUCCAUACUGGAAGCUGUAUUUUCAUUUUGCAGGAAUAUUCUACCCCCUGGUACAUUGAUGUCAGGGGGCCGUUGUAGAUAGCGUAUGUUUGGUCAUUGUUGUUGUCGUCUUCUUGUCGCUGAUAUCGUGCGUUAUUUUCGUGCCAUAUGGAAUGUUUAGUCACUUGGAAUGUGAAGUCGCUUGUAACAUGAUACUAACAGGGGUCGGUUUGCAUAUCCAUGGAUUCGGGUCUAUGUGAAUUGGCGUUAAAUUGAUGGAAAGAUAAGGAGAAAAGAGGAGGGAAGAAGAAUUUUUUUCUGAAAACAAAAGGAUAAUGACAUAAUACAUCAUGGAAUCAGCACUAUCAACAUGUUCAUCAUUUGUCAUCAAGAAAGAAAGGUAUUCUUAUACUUCAAAAGCUGCAGCGAUGGAUUCAUAAAACAAGGAUUAUUAUGUGAUUGGACACUCCUGCGUCACAUGAUCUGUUUGCUGCUCUUUGAUUGGUGUAAUACAGGUAUCUCAAUGAAAACGCCCACAUGGAGAUCUUGCCAAGGCCCGUUCAAGAAACGUUGAAUAAAUUACUUAAUUAUAGGUCACAUACUCUUUAAUGACAUUGGAUAUGGCAAUAGUUUAUUGAAAUAGGUGAGGUAAUAAAAGGUGGUAGGUUGUGAAUGGGCUGUUUUAUAUUAUCUGAAAGCUUUUUAUUCGAUUGAUAAAUCAAACAACAGUAUGAAAGAUGAUGGAAAUUGUAUUAUUAAAGCAUACUGUAACAAUACUAAUCUUACUUAGCAAACGAUCAAAGCUCAGUUUUUUACAACUGAUUUUAUUGAUCAUAUGCGAUCAGUUGUACAAAUCAAUUAAAUGUCAAUCUCAAUUUUUUUCUAAUGGAGGCGAGGAUGGGGGGGGGGGGCGCUUAUGACUCAGAGAUGCCCUUUUAUCACCUGAAAAAGGUUACAUUUUUUUUCAGCAUCAGGCAUUCAAUCUAACUUCGUUGUUAAGGGUAUCAGGAAAAUUUAAUAAUUAAAUAUGAAUAAUAAAAACAAACUAUUAGGAACUAUUAAUAGUUCCUAAAUAGUGGAAAUGGUAAAGGUAUGAGGUAUUUUAAUACAAAAACCUUAUCCACUAUUCCUAAAAAUUAAAUAUAACAUUAGAAACACAUUUGGUUUUUUUUGUGUUCCACUAUCAUUAUAUGUUUGAAAUGUAAUGAAGUUGAAAUGAAUUAUUGUUCAAUCAGAAAAGUCAAAUUAUGAUAAAGAUGACAGAAGUUAUAAAAGCGAAUGGAAUGUGAUGCUUGGCAUCGUAUUUCUUUAUUAUGCCUGCGCGUGAUUGAGGAUUUUUCCUCUUCUUUUUUUUUUAUAAAGACAAUGAAGGCAUCUUAUUGAUGCCUGAGUCAGUUAAUUCUUUUCCAAAGAAACUUUGCAUUAACUUAUUGCCAUUGAGGUGUGACUAAUUAGUCUAGUCAUUCUAAUUAGUCGUUCUAAUUCAGUGUUGUACAUUUCAAAUGCUGAUAACGAGAGUAGGUAAUCUGUGUCUGUGAUUGAUUUCUCAUUGAAAUCCACACGAGGAGUGAGGUUGAGUCAUCGGGUGCGUUUGCACUCAAAUUCUUUUUGUAGAAUAGACGUUUUAAAACAUGAUUGUAUCUUUCGUUGUUUUCAUGGAUGCUUGGACAGAACAGUGGGGGAGAAUAAAGCAGCAUUACUGAUGUUUUCACUUUUAAAUAUUGAUCAUCGAAUUCAUCAAAUUCAUGUCACUUUUGAUACCAACUAAUUCUUAAUUUUGUGUGGAGAUAUAUUUAUGCACUCAUCACCUUAUUCAUCUUCGAUUUGAGUUUGAUUUAUUUCGCCACAAAACAAAACUCCUACAUGUAGCUGCAUGUAAUUAUCAAAUUUUUCUUGGCAGUUUGUCUCAUCUUUAAUUCCAUGGCUUAUUUGAGGUCUGUGGGACCUUGAUAUAACUAAUGUGACAGAGGAACUCAUGGCUGACUUAGUCUUGCACAAAAUAUUGUGAGGUCAUUUCUUAUCUGUUUUACUGGUUAUCUUGGCAUGAACAUGAAUCCCACUGGCUUACUGUAGGUGUGUGAUAAUGUAAACAGUACAGUAUUAAAGGCUUUAAAGAUUGAUAAAAAGUGAGAUACAUGUAUGUGAGUAUACAUGAUGACUGCUAUAAAAGGGAAAUAUGAAAAGUAGUCUUAGGGUGUGUUCAAUGGCGAUUUUGAAAUUAAAACAGCAACAUGAAUUGUGAUUGAAAACGCAAUUACAAAACGCGGAUAUAAGGAGAAACAAAGGUGUGUUCAAUGUCUUUCAUAUCGUGAUUCAAAGGAAAAUUCAAAUGCCGAAAAAGAUACGUUUGGAAACGCGGGGAGCUCUUAUUUUACCGUGAAUGUGGCAUUGAACAUGAUUGAGUUUUGAAAUGUCUUUAAAUUUGCUCUCGCGGUGGGAGCCUACACAAACACACACCAGAAUUGACCUAUCUUGUGAUGGGUUAAACAGUACAGCUUACUGCGCUAACGAGAGUGUGCGAAAGUUAAAGGCGAUCGACGUAUAACCAGCUUUAUAAUUUUUGACACUCAAUGGUGCACCCCAAAUCUUGUUUGUGUUCUAUGUUUUGUAAUUACUUUUUCAAAAAAUGAAUUUGGAAAUGGACAUAUUGAACACACCCGGAUAUUUGAAGGAUCCUUUGGUAAUCUGUAGUUCAAUGGAAAAUCAUUUAUACUCUAAGGUGACCGAAAAGUCUUCUGAGACAGGUUGUUCUUACAUACAUGUAGUUGGUUGCUAGUUGAAACUGUACUAUACAGGGUACUAACAAACCAUAGAACUAAUAGCAGAUAAAUAUACAUAUAGGUUGGUGUAUCAGUGUACAGUUGAGGCCAGAAUUUUACAUACACCCUGGAAAUUCAAAGAAAAGUUGACACUUGCCAAACAUCAUCAAAUUUACUUAUCUUAUAAAAAAUUUGUGCUAUAAUGACAAAUUUGAUAUCAAACAAAUGAGUAUGUCGUGCCCCUUCAUCACAUUGCUUUGUCAUCAGGAGCUGAAAAAUAUUUCAGUGUCAUUUUUUCCACAAAAAUCUUCAUAUUUUAGACAAAUUAAAAAUAAAAACUUGACAAAAACAUUUCAUGUUUGUGGUAGUUACUUCUUAACAUAAACAUUUCAGAUUACACUUUUUUGUUCAAUGGUGACAUAUCAUGAUAGAAAAUGUAAUAUAAACCACAGAUUUGACAUUUAUAAAUUUCUAUGAAACGAUGUUUGAAAAUAUAAUAACAAACAAUAGAAUACAUUUGGAACGAAUAUUACCCUUUUUCUUCAAAGAAAAGUCAACCUGAAAUAUACUUCAUACGGCAUCCCAAUUAUGUGAAAGAGCUUAGUAGUAAUACGCUCUUUCAUUUGAUAUCAAAUUCGUCAUGGUAGUAUUUAUAUUUCUGAAGAUAUAGUAAAUUUUAUGAUGUUUGGCAAGUGAACAAAUUUCACUGAAUUCCAUGGGUGCAUGUAAACUUUUGGCCUUAACUGUACAUUGUACAUCAGGGUUGCCCUGUCCACUGGUGCCCCUUUCAAGGGAUGCAAAAAAACAAAUGCUGCGAGGGGGCCAGAUUUCACCAAUUGCCCUUCGGGUUUAUGUACAUGUACAUGUAGAUGCGCCAUUUGCUAUUCAUCAAAGAACUGUCUUCCUGAUUCAAAACAAUUCUCUAAAGCUGGAAAAGGUGUUGUUUUUAAUAAAUAUUUGCGUUCUUACACAUUAAAACAGGGCUGACAACAGCUGAUAAAUUGUGGAAUUUUUGUUGAAAUAUUGAUUAUUUUUCACAUUUAUUAUUUAUCUUCUAAUAUUUGACAUGUGUUGUAUUCAUUCAUUGCCAGACUAUCAGUAUGCUGUCAUUAGACAUGAUAUUGAUUUUGCAAAACUUUUCGUUGUACCAGCUUUAAAAAAAAUUUGGAUGCCAUCUUUGUUUACCUACAGUCGUACAUGUAAACAAAAAUAUUUAUUUACAGUCUUUAAAAAAAAAAAUUAUUAAACAUGACCAAUAUUUUACAAGCGAGGUUUUAUAUCAUUGUUGAAUUCAAUACUUUGCAUUUUUUAUUUUAAUGAAAGUUAAUCAAGCUGUUUUAUCCUAAAAUUGAGAAGAUCAUACAUGUAAUUUUUGAUAGACAUCUUGUGACAAUUUUAACUUGUGUCAUUGUCUUAUGGAGCCAGGCAUUAUAUAUAAGUUUGCAUUUAGAUAUACAUGUGAUGUAGAAGUCUGUUAAAACAUGUUUUUCUCCUUCAGAGUUCAAACUUUAGAGUUCUACACCAGUAUGUACCAUACAAAGUAAU
This is a messenger RNA of Lytechinus pictus (painted urchin), 5661 nucleotides long. RefSeq names its product alpha-N-acetyl-neuraminyl-2,3-beta-galactosyl-1,3-N-acetyl-galactosaminide alpha-2,6-sialyltransferase-like. The coding region runs from base 136 to 1437 and encodes 433 amino acids. Gene Ontology annotation, molecular function: sialyltransferase activity. The record is from RefSeq and is a predicted model, not a curated record. The transcript has 5 exons. Lineage: Eukaryota; Metazoa; Echinodermata; Echinoidea; Temnopleuroida; Toxopneustidae.